Drosophila subobscura is the source of this 952-nucleotide messenger RNA. It is a transcript of the gene Pldn, whose product is annotated as biogenesis of lysosome-related organelles complex 1 subunit 6. Bases 25 to 639 code for a protein of 204 amino acids. Gene Ontology annotation, cellular component: transport vesicle; extrinsic component of membrane; BLOC-1 complex. Gene Ontology annotation, biological process: intracellular transport. Lineage: Eukaryota; Metazoa; Arthropoda; Insecta; Diptera; Drosophilidae. The transcript has 5 exons. The record is from RefSeq and is a predicted model, not a curated record.
AAUGAAUACUAUCGAUACGCAUGGAUGUUCGGCGCUUUACAACACCUUUUCGUCAGCUGCUCCACAUUCAUUGUUUUGUUUUGUUUAUCCUGGGUUUAUUAUUUUAUUUUUGAAAUUAUGUUAAAAAGCAGCAAUAUUAAUAGCGUCAUCAGUGAGCAACUCGCUGCCGAUCAGACAGCCAGUGACCAAAGGAACCGCCUCAAUGCGAAUACGAAAGCAACAACCGAAAACUCCACCUGUUGGUCAGCCAUCAACCAGGAUGCUUUGGGUGGCAGUCUGGCGGCGGUGCAACUGUCCGCUGGAGUGCUCCAAAUAGCAGAACCACCGCUGGAUCGUGUGCGCAGCCAGCUGCGGGAACUGAUUGGCAAACAAAACAAGAUCUACAUUGACCUGUCCAAGGAAAAGUACAAGCUAGACUGCAGUGAAGUAGCCAGGCUAAAUGAUAUGAUGGGCGACGUGAAGCGCUACAAGGAAAAGCUGACGCGAGUCAAGAGGGAGAUGCAGGGUAUCUACCAGCGCACCAAAGAGUUGAAGAAACGCGCCGCGAACGUGGCGGCAUGCAAGCAGCGUGAUUACCAGCGCAAGCUCGAGCGGCAGCAGCACGAAGAGUCGCUCAUUGGCAGCCAGAAGACGCAGUAGACGCAACCAGCGUCUGGCAGCUUAAAAUAAUAUUUGGAUUUCCCACAUUAACACCUAACUAAGUACUUAAAUACACAACACAACAGUAGAACAAAAGUUGGACCAUAUGGAAAAAACAAUAUUAAUAAUUAAUUGUACAAGUGUGUAUGUAUGUUAUGCAGUGUUACAUUGUUGACUGUAAUUUAGGUGUAUAAUUAAGUAAAUACUUUGGAGAUUUCGCCACAGAACGAAGCCACAUGCAGGCAGAGCCAGGCCAGGCCAGGCCAGGCCGGAGCAAGGAGCCAAUCGAAUAAAUUUAACUACAAAUAUUAAA